Molecule: messenger RNA, 863 nt
Organism: Anneissia japonica
Lineage: Eukaryota; Metazoa; Echinodermata; Crinoidea; Comatulida; Comatulidae
Exons: 4
Coding region: 126-863 (245 amino acids)
Biological process (GO): regulation of apoptotic process; proteolysis
Molecular function (GO): cysteine-type endopeptidase activity; protein binding
Source: RefSeq, a predicted model, not a curated record
GUUUUGCGGCUUUUGCCUAGGCCUAGGCCUUUUCUUUUUUGUUUGGGCAAGGAAGGAGGUUUUGACUGAAGGUUGCAGAAACCAGAAGAGCGUAAUUUUGUGGCAUAAAUAAUUGAAUUGUGUCAAUGAUGGCAGAUCUGGUGGAAAAAAGGCCUAAAGUAGAAUUAACUGAAGAUGACUAUAGAAAACUCCAACUUCAAAUCCAUCGUGCACUUGAAGAUCAAGAACUGAACACUCUCAAGUUCUUAUGCCUUGAUGAAUCUAUUGGACUCCAAUUUGGAACGCUAGAAUCUUGUAAAAAUGGUCUUGAUAUUUUUUCAAAUUUGGAAAAACUCUUGCAUCUUUCUAACAAGAAAUUGGAUCUACUCAUCGAACUCAUGGAUCUCAUACGACGUCCUGAUUUACAAUGCAAAGUAGAAGGAAAAUGUGAUAAUCUAGAAGAGAAAAAGAGGAUAAUAUCCCCUUACAGGAGAAUGGUGCUGGAAUUGACAAAUGUUAUAAGUGAUAAUGAGUUAAAGGAGUUAAAGGAGUCAACAUUGAAAUCAAAGUUAACUUACCGCAAAAUUGCAGACAUGCAAAAGCCAAUACAAAUGAUGUAUGCUCUUGAACAGCAGGGUAUCAUAGCACCUAACGAUGUAGAGUACCUGAAUACAAUUUUUGAACAUCUAAACAGAAAAUUGUUUGCAGGUGUAGUAUUGAAGUACCAGCAGGAAGUGUUGAUCGGGAAAUACAAGAUGGACUGCAAGCCACAUGGUUUGUGCAUUAUCAUCAAUAACGUCAAAUUUUCACCUCCUUCAUCAAGCUUAGUUCUUGAAGAACGUAAAGGCUCAGAAAAGGAUAAAGGUAACCACUGCUCUUAUUGA